Molecule: messenger RNA, 648 nt
Organism: Paraglomus brasilianum
Lineage: Eukaryota; Fungi; Glomeromycota; Glomeromycetes; Paraglomerales; Paraglomeraceae
Source: the annotation of a GenBank genome assembly
AUGCAUUUGACUCCAGAAGAAGUAGUAUCAGAGUUUAAACGUAGAGGAGCAUUUGAUGAAUUACGAAGAGAGUUGCUGGAAGAAUUUCUGAAAAGUGAAAAAGGCAAAGAGUUUAACGAACGACUCAAGUCGUUGCUUGAAUCAAGGACUGACGGCGAUCCGUCACUCUUAGACAAGGACCGAACAGAAAUACAUAUUAUAUUACUUAACGACUUUGACAAGGCACGGGAAGAUGAAAAAAUAAAAGAAUAUAUUUUGAAAGAAAUAAUAGAAUCAACGGAAUACCAAGCAGCGCUUGUACAAAGACUCGGAUCAAUAGUUACAGAACUUUGUGCGUCAGAAGAUGACGACACCAUCAAAGGUAAAGAAUCUGCUAGUAUUUCCACUUCAGUCAUCACAGAUUCAAUCAAGCCUAGCCUAAUGGAGGUAGAAGACAUUAAAAAAGACAACGCAAACAGCGAACUUGAUUUAGCAAAAGCCAGGGAAUCUUCUGAAGAUGAGCCAGAAGAGGGGGAAGCCACUGAGCAAGAAGAUAACGAGGGAGGAAUAUCCAGUCCUAAGCGAAAAUCCGACAUAGACACUGUACUCGAUUCUGCUCCUUUCAAACGGAGAAAGUCCGAACGCUUGAUAAAAAAGUCAGAACAUUAG